This is a messenger RNA of Cryptococcus wingfieldii CBS 7118, 1110 nucleotides long. RefSeq lists its product as hypothetical. Gene Ontology annotation, cellular component: cytoplasm. Gene Ontology annotation, biological process: rRNA base methylation. The coding region runs from base 1 to 1110 and encodes 369 amino acids. Gene Ontology annotation, molecular function: rRNA (uridine-N3-)-methyltransferase activity. The transcript has 2 exons. The record is from RefSeq and is a predicted model, not a curated record. NCBI's taxonomy places the organism in Eukaryota, Fungi, Basidiomycota, Tremellomycetes, Tremellales, Cryptococcaceae.
AUGGGUAAACUCAAGGCCGCUCUCGCAAACCAACAAUUCGGUGCCGCCAAGGCUGCUGCCAAAAAGCGUGCUUCAGCUGCUGAAGAAGCCAAGAAGCAGAGCAUCAAGGCGAGCGUCGAUGGUGUGAAGAAGGGCAAGAAGCGGGCCAAGGCCAAGGCUGGACCUUCCGCUGGGCCCGUCAAUGGGUCUGAGGGCGUUCUCGAGGGCAAAGGGAAGGGAAGGGAGAAGCCCCCGACUAUACCGAUUGAUCCUCUAGACACGGUGCUACUUUUGGGCGAAGCAAACUUUUCAUACACUCUCGCGCUUCUCGCCCCGCCUCACAACCUCCCUCCGCACCAGAUUCUGGCAACAGUGUAUGAUAGUGAAGCCGUCACGUUGGAAAAGUACCCCGAUGCGGCUGAGAAUGUAAAGACCUUGAGAGAGAAGGGUGUGAGGGUCGAAUUCGGAGUGGACGCCGGGGCGUUGGAGAAGUGUAAAGCUGUCGGGAAGGGGAGGAGAUGGAGUAGGGUUGUGUUCAACUUUCCUCAUGUCGGUGCUGGCAUAAAAGACCAAGACCGUAACGUCUUGACAAACCAACACAUGCUGCUUCGCUUCUUCCGUUCGGUCGAGCCUCUCCUCACGGACGGUCCUACACAUAUGCCUCUCCCCCAAAGAUCCAACAAGAAAGGGAAGAAACAAGCGCCCAAGGCAAAGAGAGCGGACUCUGAGGACCCAGAGUCUGAACUCUCUGGCGUCUCGGAUGUCGAAGACCUCGGCUUCGAGGACGAUUCUCUCUCCCUCCCCUCAGCACCUCAGGCUAGGGAAUUCACCCCUCCGACACGCGCGGGUUCGGUCCUUAUCACUCUCCUCACCUGUCUUCCUUACACGCUCUGGUGUCUUCCCCAACUGGCUGCCCGUCCGCCUAGUGUAUGUCCCGGCACGAAUCUUCCUCAGCCUCGGUACACCCUGCUGAGGUCGUUCGAGUUUAAGCCGGCGGCUUAUCAGGGGUAUGCGCACAGACGAACGAUCGGGUGGAAGGAAGGGCUGAGUAAGGGAGAGAACGAGGAGAUCAUGGGGAGGAAGGGGGUGCCCAGGACGUAUGAGUUUGUGAGAUCGGUAAAGGAUGAGUAG